GAAGUAUCUAGGAUGCCUCUCAUGGAGAAGGAUACCUCGUAGAGAUGUGUGAGAGGUUGCACAAACCUCUCAGCGAAUUUGGUAAGGACCUCCCUGGGGAGGCAGGUCUCAGAGGGCCUGCGAGGGAAUGCAAGAGUGUGUACUAUUAUUAGAUGGUGGGGGGGUGGGUCUCAGAGACUAGACUCGUUACGCUCUACAAGAAAACCGGGUCUCUUAGACCGUGGGAACGGGAGGUGCCAAAGGUGCAUAUCUAGCACGGACGCUAUCGUCAUACACCACUGACAUUCCCCGGUCGCUCACUCAUCCCUCGAACAUGACCUACGUCUCAAAUGAUCCCAGUCACUGGCCGUAUAUCAGUUUAAUUUUUUUUUUCAGCUAUUGGGCAGUUGCCGCCGGCGUCGUGGUGGUAUAUGAUUGGGUCUUAACACUCGGACAAGAGAUUGAACUCAUCUGGAGACAACGCUGGUCUCUCAUGACCGUGCUUUAUUUGAUUAUACGCUAUAUUGGAAUACCGUAUUCUAUUGUCAAUAUUCUGGAAGCUAUGCCAUCGGUAUCGCUCACAGAUGCAGUAAGCACUGUCACGUACUACGCAAUAAAUGGCUCAAAUGUGGCGUUGACUGCCAUGUUGGGCGUGAUCAUGAUUGCUCGGCUGCAUGCCAUGUAUCAGGGAUCUAGAAUGAUGCUUGUGUUCCUUGUUAUUAUCUUCCUGGCUGUAAACAUCGCCUGUGGCGUAUUGGUGGCAAUAGGACUCAACGAUAUUGUACUGGAGGAGUUCAUACUCUCUGGCAUAUGUAUAUGCGGUGAUGUAUAUGGAGGGGAAGAUCAGCUUCUGCCUUCAAUGGUUUGGAUGCUCAACACUAUUUGGGAGGUCCUCGCACUGUGCCUUUCAGUCUGGGUUGCUGUAAAACACUUCCGUGAGCUGCGACGACUCAGUCCAUCGACAGGAUCGACCAUCGGGGACUGUUUCAGAGUGCUGAUACAAUCUCACGUUCUUUAUUUUGCAAGCUUUGCUGGUGUCUCUGGCCUCCAGUUUACUUAUCUCUCUCCAGAAAUCGCGAAUACAAGUUCUAUUGGAGUUCUGAUAGUCGAAGGAGUUCUUCAAAUUUUAUUGUCCAUUCAGAUGUUUGUGGUGGGACCACGCCUCAUCCUGAGCGUUCGAGAAUACCACACCAAACUCGUGGCAUACUCCGACGCAGAAAUCAGUAUGAAUUCGAUUGUUUUCCAGGAGCAUGUACAUGUAUCAACUAGCAGUACUGUGUAGGGAAAUGCGUGCCGAGUGGCCUGCAGGGAGGAGAAAUUCGGUGGAGGAUCCGUCGUGAUAUUAUUUAACAUAUAGGGUUUCGAAGUAUAUUCAAAAGUCCCAGGCAAACCUACUUCUUGUUGUAUCAUUACUGGAACGAAGCACCC
Messenger RNA from Suillus discolor, 1407 nucleotides. RefSeq lists its product as uncharacterized. Bases 314 to 1261 code for a protein of 315 amino acids. The transcript has 13 exons. Lineage: Eukaryota; Fungi; Basidiomycota; Agaricomycetes; Boletales; Suillaceae. The record is from RefSeq and is a predicted model, not a curated record.